UAUUUUCGUAUUCUUUGUUCCUGUGCAGCAUUUCGCAAAAGCAAAACGGGGGUUUACCAGAGCGAAGAGAGCGAAGUGUCGUUUCGAAGGCUGUGUUCGUUCCGUGCGAUGUGCAUCACCGAGCUGCCUGAUGGCUGCACGAAAACAGCACUGUGCUAGUAAACAAAAAUGCAGCUGCUGCAAGCUUUAAUCCUGCUGCAAACACAUCUGCCGUUGGCCGAGCCCACAGACGACGUCGGUGCGAAGUGAGACAUUCAUCUGCUCGGUACGGUUUGUGUGCGUGAGUGCGUGUGUGCGUGUACUAGAGAAGCAACGAAGAAAAACAAUCGCACAGUGACGGAGUGAAAAGGUGGAGUGAACAAGAAUAACAACAACAGUACCCAGCACGAGCAAGAAAACAUUCACGAAAGUUGUGACGCGUCCUGUGUUCCGGGUAUCCUUUCCCUGUUUUUGUUUCUGCACUCUUCUUUCCUUUUGAUGAGCGGACGGUGGUUCUAGGUGUUGGGGCGGGGGUUUUUUCUUUCCCGGAGGAUUAACAGCUCCGACUGAGUGUGAUAUGCGCGCAAGCGGACAUGCGGAAACAUAUCGUACCACACGAAGGACAAGGCUGAUAAAGUUGGUGCGUGAAAUCUUCCGGCAAACGGUUUAGGAUAUUGCUCGGGAACGUUGCCCGCUUCGAUCAACCUUUGAUUUGGGAAAGAAACGUAUGCAAACCUUGCUUGCAGCAUUACUAAAGCGCAUCGGUCAAUGACACCCGGCCAGAAGGUAAACAGACGGCCGACCCUGAACAUUACCACCGUUUAACCCUUUACGCGAAGCUCAGCAAUGACUUAACGCUAGUUCGGCAGGUGAAGCAGCAGAAUAAUGAUGGUGCUUUUACGUGCGGAACGACUUGUUUGAUGCAGCAGAACGUAGCAGACAACCUCCCCCCCGAACACGAUUUAGUGUGCGCACGAUGGCGAAGGAAUACGAUUAUCUGCUGAAAGUGCUGCUGGUAGGCGAUAGCGAUGUGGGCAAGCAGGAGAUUCUAUCCGGCCUGGACGAUGGCUCAACGGAAAGCCCAUUCUGCAGCGGUAGUGGCACGGCACACAAAACGACCACCAUCCUGCUGGACGGCAAGCGCGUGAAACUACAGAUCUGGGACACAUCCGGCCAGGGCCGGUUUUGCACGAUCAUUCGGUCGUAUUCGCGCGGCGCCCAGGGCAUCAUACUCGUGUACGACAUCACGAACAAGUGGAGCUUCGACGGGCUAAACCGGUGGCUGAAGGAGGUCGAGGAGCAUGCGCCGGGCGUGCCGAAGGUGCUGGUAGGGAACCGGCUGCACCUGGCGUUCAAGCGGCAGGUGGCGGCGAAACAGGCCGAACUGUACGCGUCCCGCAACAAGAUGGCCUGCUUCGAGAUAUCGCCGCUGUGCGAUUUCAACAUACGCGAAUCGUUCUGCGAGCUCGCCCGGAUGGCACUGCACCGGAACGGGAUGGAGCGGAUCUGGCGCACCAACAAGGUGCUCUCCCUGCAGGAACUGUGCUGCCGCAGCAUCUGCCGGCGGACGAAUGUAUAUACCAUAGAUAGCCUUCCGCUGCCACCGUCGGUCAAAUCGUAUCUGCGAUCGUACGCGCUCACCUCCUCCCAGUGCUUAAACACGGUGCUGAACAAUUCCGCGUCGAUUGCGAAGAAUCUCAAAUGCAAAACCGCCACCUCGUACCAACUGAAGCACAACGUUCGCAACGGGUGCGUCAUUUCCUGAUCCCGUCACGGCGCUAGGUCGCGGCUCGAGUGGUUGGUGUGCCGGUAGCCGGGCAGCCGAGGAUGAAUGGAAAAAAAGAAGGAAACACAUGGCCAGGUGUCGGUGAGGAGCGCCCGAGUAUCGUGGUUGGUUCGUGCUUUCCUUCCUCAUUCAACGGGUUCCCUUUUGAUGAAACAAUUUUUUGACACCGAUCGUCGGAAGUAUUUUGUUUUAAACUAACACACAUUACCUCACACUUAAAAGCGAAGCUGCCACACAUUUGUUCGCGAUUUUUUUUGUUUAGUUCUUCUCUUUGCGAGCAUCGUUACACAAUCAAACUCCAUCCCGUUAAACGGAACAAAGGCACAACAAGAGUACCAGCGGCAGUGGUAGAAAAAGUAGCAGUAGUAUUAAAAUUGUCAUAGAAGGCGGUUUCGAGGACAUAGUUGGCAGGAUGAGUCUGAGGUAUUGAACUGUUCGGGCAUGCAGUUGAGUCAUUUUUGAAUUUGCUUCGAGAUGUUGUCGGUAUGAUUAGCCCGUACACAUCAAGGCCCGUUCCAAAGGAGCCAAUUGUGUGUGCGCCUGGACAAAUCAAUUCCCUGACAUAACUUGUCAACAUCUUUCUUUCGAAUUCCCUUCCCCCAAAACGGAACCUCCUCUUCUGAGCCCUUCAAUAUUUUUCUUUUCCAAAUAGAGUAAGCGAACGGAUAGCGGAAACGUGCACCUCAAAUGAUGAGACUAACGGUCCUGAUGAAUGUUUCCAGAACUCUUUUUGUUUUGUCUUUCUUCUAAACAAACACCUCAACACUUCUUGUGCGGCCUCUACGGGGCGAGCGCGCACAACAGGGACAAGAAAUGAACCAAAUACUAAUUUUAUUAACAAAAUCAAUUACGCUAAGGUAUCUUAAAACACGUACACGCACACACACACAAACACGUGCACACAAGAAGAAGAAGAAAAAAAAACGAUUUAUAAUUUGCUCGGACACGGCGGACGUCAGACGUCAGACGUUUAAACCGUCGUUGUCCGCGAAAGGCAAUGCUUCCACGCGCUGUCGAAUACACGCGUGUGUGUGUGUGUGAUUUUCACAAUUCAUUAUGAGCUGGCCGUAUAUUGCGGCAACUCUCUUCUUACUAGACUGAAGUCAACUGUUGUAGGGCAAAAAAAGCGAACGGAAAACAAGGAAGUACUGUAAAGUAUUACUUCCGGCAAGUUGUGCUUUAGCGUUAUGUUUUGUUUUCGGUUCGCUUUUUUGCUGUAUUAUCGAAUAGGUUUUUUUUGGUUGUUAGUUUUUCUGUUUGUUUGUUUUUUUUUUUACCUGUAAAUCCACAGUGAGUCAUUUUAGCUUAGCUAAGAGAAAGGUCGAAUUCAUCACCCAAACCCCGAUGCAAAAAAAGGCAAAUAAUGAUUUUUCCCCCCACCCAAACAGGUAGUAAAACAAAACGUCCCAAAUGUUAACAACAAUAACAACGGUUGUUUAACAAAAACAUAUGGACGCCGAGUUUUGUUGCCUAGUAGAUUAGUAGUAGGCAGGUAACAUUGAGCCAGAACCGUUCACCGGUGCGGUAUAUUUAAAGCAAAACUGAAACCACAGCAAAGGAAAGAUUUACUAGUAUUUUAAGUGUGCGGUGUACACAGCAUCAGGACGACACCGAGAACCUCUUUUUUGCUACGAAAUCUUUACACUCGGAACCAAAAACGUGCACGUGAGAUAUAAUGCGUUUAAUGCGUUGUGUGUGUGUGCAUGUUGUAUGUAUGUGCGUAUGAGUAGGUUGGUUCCAGGAGAAGAUUCCAACACGGGACACAUAUUCCACAAGGGCUCGUGCGACAUUCAAAAUGUUGUUCAUGAGUCCAAAAAAACCAAAAACACACACGAAACAAGGCAACAAUUAAGCCGCAAACAAGUUUGUGUGUCUGUGUGUGUGUUUAAAGUCGGGUUCCAUUUGUUUCAUUAGUAUUAAAAUCAUAUGUAUAUUGGAAAGGGCAAAAAAUGGGAAAAUUUGGAUAAUUGAAAACAGAAAAUGAAAAAUCAAACACACACACACACACACACACAUUCACACAAAACUGUUGAAAACACAACCCAAAAAAACAAGAAACAAGUACAAUCCAAUAUUUUGGCUGCUGUUACACUUUUUUGCGACCAGAACUGUAGCGCCGAAGGAAAAGAAGCACCAAAAGUGAAAUUAAAACGCACAAACAAUUUUUAGUACUGAAAUGAAGCUAGAAAAGCGACGCAACACACACACACACACACACACACACACACACACACACACAAAAAACCCCCAUAGGCAUCCUGAUAAUACAGUGAACUUCAGUACAUACAGGGUUUACGAACCAUGCAAUGGAACGUUUGAAUUGGCCGUUAAAAAACGUUUCAACUGGAUAGUGGAACGUUGCGUAUUCUCCGUUGUAAAAAUUUGCGAGUCAAGUAAGGGAAGUUGGGAAAAAAAAAAUUCCAAACGCGUCAGUGGAAUUUUGCAAUCAACUAUGGAUUAACUAAGUAGUAUCCUGGCACAAAAUUCCACCUGCUGGUUGCAACUUCCCACCACGGGAGUACAAUAUUCCACUAUCCCGAUGAAACAUUCCAUUGUAUGGUUCGAAACCAACAAAAACAAAAGUCCACCUGGUUAUAACAACUCACGAUUGGAGGGCGAUCCCGACAACGAAAAAUUGACACUCAACCCGUCACACGUUCCUGAGACGGGGGACCGCGGUACGGCAACCCCACUCCAAUGAGAUUUAGUGUGUGCGAGAGCGAGCUAUGAUUUCAAUUUAUUUAUGAGGUGUUUUUUAUUUCUUUAAGUAGCAAUAAUGUACGAUACGAACAAAAAGGGCGGAAAAAUACAAUAAUGUGAAUGAAUUAUUAUUA
Molecule: messenger RNA, 4599 nt
Organism: Anopheles stephensi (Asian malaria mosquito)
Lineage: Eukaryota; Metazoa; Arthropoda; Insecta; Diptera; Culicidae
Gene: Rab40
Product: ras-related protein Rab-40C
Exons: 3
Coding region: 956-1744 (262 amino acids)
Biological process (GO): protein localization to plasma membrane; intracellular signal transduction
Cellular component (GO): synaptic vesicle; endosome; plasma membrane
Molecular function (GO): GTP binding; GTPase activity
Source: RefSeq, a predicted model, not a curated record